Molecule: messenger RNA, 3538 nt
Organism: Acanthopagrus latus (yellowfin seabream)
Lineage: Eukaryota; Metazoa; Chordata; Actinopteri; Spariformes; Sparidae
Product: lysophosphatidic acid receptor 6-like
Exons: 2
Coding region: 1800-2780 (326 amino acids)
Biological process (GO): behavioral response to pain; G protein-coupled receptor signaling pathway
Cellular component (GO): membrane
Molecular function (GO): G protein-coupled receptor activity
Source: RefSeq, a predicted model, not a curated record
UACUCUCUCGGCCCUGGCAUGGUUGGAGAUAGAGCCAUGAGAGUGCAGGCCAGAGCAGGACUGGGGGAUGAGGGAUGAGGGACAAUCAUGCUUCAGCGCCUUACGGAGCAGCUGGGCCAAGUGAUCGCGCCCUGACCCUUCUGGUCCGCCUGUGAUGCUGCUGUAUUAAUGCAGCACCCUCUUUCUGUAAAUUAUUGCUAUUCCCCUUUCAGUUGGCGGACAAAUACGGUUAAUGAUUAACUUCAAUCCCUCGUGUAGGUUUUUAACAAGCAGCCAUAAACACGACUCGUGAACAUGAAAGUAAUGAAACAACCUGUGUUUAAUUAUCAGGCUGAUCAAAAGAAAAACUAAAAUCAGUUCAAUAAGAAAACUAGUUGGUUAAAACAAGAUAACUGGUCUAUUCUCAAGGCAAAGUAAAGAUCAGUACUUUUGACAGUCAUUAAAUAUUUAGACUGAUUGAGGUAAAACUUAUGUGGUGAGAACAAACAAAAAGAAGAGUGUGGAGGUGAGAGAGAGAGAGAGAGAGAGAGAGAGAGAGACCCUGACUUGAGUGUAGGCGUGAACUGCUUCAUCAGUAACAUCUGCACCAAGACAGACUCUGUCACUGCUUUGAUGAGAUCCUGAUGGUGAGUGAUGACAUUUUUUUCCUCAUUUGUGAUUAUUUUGCUCGGUCUACAAAGAUUAUCUGAAAUCUUGUGAUGAAGAAAAAUAUUUUUUUUCUGUGUCAUACUUGAGAAUUUCUUUGGCUUUGGCAAGACAAAUUAAAGGCUAAUUCAAAAAUGUAAUGUGAUUAGAUAAAGAGUUACAAAACUGCUAUAUGCUAACUGCAAUUCUUCAAGAUCACAUUAAGAUCAGUUGAUUGAGACUGAUUGAUACUCAUCUGAUGCUUGAUAAUCAAAUUAUUAUCAGGAGUUUUCAAGAUCACCAAAGCAGAUGACAGAAGCAGCUCAAAUAUUUCAUGAGAAACAAAAUAUUCACUUGAUCAUUUACAGCAUCAUGGAAACUUUAUCAUAAAAAGUCAUGUAAAUGUCUCAACAAAUAACGUUACUGAGAAUGUAAAAACAUUUUAUGGAGGAACGACUGAUAGUGAGGAUUAAUGGGUCGGUAUUCACGAUAAUGUCAUAAUUGCAUUGUUGAAAUUUAUGUUCAAACUCAUGUAUCAUGAUUCAAUUACUGUCCAUUACCUGAGUUGUUCAACAGCCCAAAUUCACAGUGAGUUGGUCACAAAAAGGAUAAUUACAUAAUAUGACUCAGGAAGAAGUCCCAAAAUAGCAAUAACAUACCAAACACAAGAAAAGACAUUAGCAAAAAGUGUUUAUGAUCUGAUCCUGCUAAAUGCUGAACAUGCCUAACCAGACAUCUGCUUGUGCACUACAAACUGAGGUCUUAAAAAAAUUGAUUAACACCUCAGACUCAAUCAGAGAUGAACUUUACGAGCUUCACUACAUGUGUAUUUACUGCAGUUAACUUGUAUAAUAUUCUGGGGUGUUUCUUCCUCCCUUCCGUGCAAGUAAUGAAACAAAAUGUUUGCUUGUUUUAUGAGAGCAGGAAGUUGCAUUUCAAAUUAAACUGACAGCAUUUGCCUGAUGUUCGUCUUCCAUGUCUUCCAUGUUUACGUUCCAUAAAACAGCAGACCAUUUUAUUUAUUUUUUACAAGCCGCAGGUUUAACUGCUCUGGCAGAUGUAAAUGGACACUUCCUCACAUCUUCUGUUCACUUCACUUUAACCAACCUCAUCCCCUCCAGAUAUGAGAGCAACACAGUGAUUAAAAGUGUCGAAGCAGCGGCUCAUUCGGAGACAUGGAGCUGUGGAAUACGACCGAUGUGCCCGCCAAGCUGUUUACGCCUCUGUCGAACUGCACUGUGGACACCAGCUACCGCUUUACCUUCUACCAAGUGUCCUACAGUCUCAUCUUCCUGCUGGGGUUGCUCACCAACAGCCUGGCUCUGCGCAAACUGUGUCAAUCUCCCUGCCGAGUGAACAGCACAGCCAUUUACAUGAUCAGCCUUUCAGCUGCUGACAUGUUUUUUAUAAUCUCUCUUCCCCUGAGAAUCUACUACUACCAUCAGAAGGCUGUGUCCUCCAAGACCGGGGACAUGUCCAGUUGGACUUCUGGAGUUGUAUUCUGCCAACUCACUUUCAUCCUAAAAUACAUCAGCCUGUAUGGGGGCAUCUUCUUCCUGGUGUGUAUUGCUGUGGACCGUUACUUUGCUGUAGUGCAUCCCCUGGCAUCAUCACUUCGCAGGCUGCAUGUUGCACAGCUGGUAAGUGGGGGAAUAUGGUCCCUGGUGCUGGGGCUCAGUCUGAGUUUGCCUCUGCUGCGCUCUGCAGCCUCUCACCAACACAGGCCCUGUCUGCUGGACCCGUCCUUGCAACACCACCGCACCAUCAUCCUGGUAGCUCUAUGUGUAGUGCUUGCAUCAUUUCUGCCCCCAACUGUGCUACUUCUCUACAGCUACUGCAAGGUGCUGAGCGUUCUUCGCCAACCAAGACGCUGGUCCCGCAGCCAGCGCUGCAACCGUCAGCACACUCUCAGAGUUAUUUACUGGGUGCUGGCCAUCUACCUGCUGUGCUUCCUGCCCUAUCACAUCAACCUCCUGGGAUACACCCUCACACAUCUGGGGCUGCUGCCCCACUGUGGCCUAGCCAAGGUGACGAUGACUCUGCACCCUGUGGUGCUAAUGCUUGCAAGCUCCAACUGCUGCUUCAACCCGCUCAUCUACUAUUUUUCCAGCAGGCUGGUGCACAAAGAGCCGCCUGGUGGCAACGGCAGCAAGUGACACAGAUCAUCUAAGACAACCUCAGACUGUUUCUUUGGUUAGAGCAGCUUUACUUAAUGUUCAGUGCACUAAAUUGAAUCACCAGGACUGUAACCCGUACUGUGUCUACGUCUUAAGAGGACAAGCUGAACUGUAUGUAUUAAAAAUAAACAUUGCUCCUGUUGGAGAGAGCAGCAAGAGUAAGCUUGACUUUUAACAUAGCCAAUUGUAAAUAUCCAACCCUCUUUUCUGGCCUCCCCCUAAAGUCACUCCACAAUAGCAUCGUUGUCAUCACUAACCAAAUCCAACUACUUUGUGUCUGUUGUGUACACAUGUAAGAAAACUAAUUAUAGGAGAUAUUUAUUGUAGCCUUUAAUGUUUAAUUUGUAUCUAUGCAUGAAUAUCAUGACGAACAGGUUUUGUGUGUUUACUUUAGCGCACCGCUGAGGCGGAUCAAUGGACCAGUCAGGGGUUCAAGUUUGGAGGAACAGCUUUGUUGUUGUUUUUUUUGUGUAUUUUGGCACCACAACAAUCUUUCUUUUAAAAGACUGAUGUGCAGUGACAUUUUUCAUAUGUAGUGCAUGUUCAAUUUACGUGGAGUCUGCCUCAUCUUACAUAAAUGCUGUUCAAAUGUUAAAUGUUGAUCUCGUCUUAGUUAUUGUUGAACUUUAGUUAAAAAAACAUUGAAAAAAUAUUUUUUUCCCAUUGACCAACAAGUCGAUAUAUUUAAAGUGUCUCCAUGAGGUUAUGUUAACAUAUAAUUGUUGUUGAUACCAAAC